Messenger RNA from Eupeodes corollae, 444 nucleotides. RefSeq lists its product as uncharacterized. NCBI's taxonomy places the organism in Eukaryota, Metazoa, Arthropoda, Insecta, Diptera, Syrphidae. The record is from RefSeq and is a predicted model, not a curated record. The coding region runs from base 56 to 397 and encodes 113 amino acids. The transcript is spliced from 2 exons.
AUUCAAAUUGAAUCACAUAAGCUUCGAUCAGUUUUAAAAAACAUCUUCAACCAAUAUGAAGUCGAUUGUUUUUAUUCCAAUUCUUUUGCUUGUGGUUAUUUUGUGCUCCUUUAGGGCAAAUGCUAUGAAUGUUAAAAUAUUCAUGGCCAAAGAUCCAAGAAAUCCUGGAAUGUGUACAAUUGGAAAUAUGGUUGUUAAAGUUGGUAGUGCUAUUAGAAAUCCAAAUGGCAAAUGCGAAUCAUUAACCUGUCACGAAAAUGGACAAGUAUCAACAAUGACAUGUGUCCAAUCAGGCAUGCGGGACGGAUGUGUCAUGGGGAAAGUUAUCAAUCCCAAUGCUAUGUAUCCAGAGUGUUGCAAUCGUGAAAUAAAGUGCAAAACUGAUUACUUUUCUUAAAUUGCAUAGUUAAUUUAAAUAAAUAAAAUUUUAUCUUAAGCACAUUA